Messenger RNA from Pollicipes pollicipes, 1286 nucleotides. Its product is annotated as msx2-interacting protein. The transcript has 3 exons. The record is from RefSeq and is a predicted model, not a curated record. The coding region runs from base 33 to 326 and encodes 97 amino acids. NCBI's taxonomy places the organism in Eukaryota, Metazoa, Arthropoda, Thecostraca, Pollicipedomorpha, Pollicipedidae.
AGUGGGCCCAGCUGGACGGCGUCGCACGCAAAAUGGAGAACGAGGACGAGUACUGCAUGCUGCUGGCGCUGCCGGCCAUCCCGGAGGGCGGCAGCCAGGCGGAGGAGCUGGCGCAACGCUCCACCCUGCGCACGGCCUUCAUCACGUACCUGCAGCUGAAACAGGCGGCCGGCAUCAUCAACAUCGAUGGUCCGCAGGGCAGCUACGUGGUGCACAUCUUCCCGCCGUGCGACUUCGCCAACGAGAACAUGGCGCGCAUCGCGCCCGACCUGCUGAGCGCCGUGGCCGAGGUGCCGCACCUGGUCAUCGUUAUCGCCACCUGCUGAGCCGGCGCGUCGCCCGGCCGGCCUCCGCGCGCGCGCGUUCGCGCCGGCGCGGUCCGGCCCCCGCCUCGUACGCUUAAAUGAUGACUGUCCACGGCCUACGUUGUUACAUGUGUAGAUUGUUAUUAGUAGUGGAAUCAUGGCUUGGAUUGAUUUGGUCCCCUGCCGUUUUGUCUGUGUCGGAUAUAUCUCGCCAUGUACAAAUUUGAUCCUGCGCCCGUGUAUAUACUGUAUAUAGCUGUAUAUAGAGAUAUCUCAUCAUCACACACAGACACACCCCUUUUUACGCUUUUGAUUGACUUGAACUUGCAGCAGUUCACCGAUUUGUCUAGAUCCAUCUUUAGGAUCGCGUGUUUAUCGGCUGGCCGGACAGACCGAGGCUCUUGCAGUCCAAGGAGUCUGUUGUUCCUCAACGUUCAUCGCUCGUUCACAAGAAUUCAUGUUUCCAGUAUUUUAGCUACUAUUCAAGAGAUCAUUAAAAACGACUUGCAUUGAAGGCCACUAAGGUCAUUUGUCCGUCUGGUUUGCCGUUAAAUUGGUCUUCAUCGCGAUCCUGAACUGUGAGUUGCUAAUUGGAUUUAGACGUUUCCUGUUCGUUUUGGGCAAACUUACCAUUUGGAAAGCGGCCUCAGUAUGAAGGUAGUUGUUGACAGUGGAGUUUGCUCAAUGCCUGUGCUAAAAUAUUAUAUUUUCGAUUCCCUAGUGUGUAAAGUGAGCCGUAUAUUUUUCUGUUGUAGCAUCAUGAUUGUGUCUCGAGCGCGCGUGCGGAGUAGUUGGUCGGCGGCCGUGGAGAUGUCGCCACAUUGCUCCGGGCCGCCGCCCGCCCGCUCCGCGCCGCGCCCGAACUAACCGUUAGAUGUCGGUGUGUGGCCGAGGCUGUGAUCAGAGUAAAACUCCUGAUUGUAAUGUCUACAGAACGUUAAGUUAUUUGAUCAUGGAAAAUAAAAUAAAAAAUAAAAAUAU